Molecule: messenger RNA, 1875 nt
Organism: Parascedosporium putredinis
Lineage: Eukaryota; Fungi; Ascomycota; Sordariomycetes; Microascales; Microascaceae
Source: the annotation of a GenBank genome assembly
AUGGGUUCUCCCGCCCGGCCCCGCAGCUCAAUAUUGAUGCAGUGCGCGCUCAAGGGCAAGUCGGAGAUGGCGAUGUUGAAAUCCGACGUCUCCAUCCUCAUCGAUAAUGAUCUUUUGGGCGCCUCCAGCCCGCUUACCAACUCGGGCGUGCUCUUUCUCGGAUCCAAGCAGACUCUAGACAAGGCCCGGGCUGCCUGCGAAUCCCUAGGCGAAUCUCUCUGGUCCCCCGAGUCCGAUGGCGACAUCCAGUCGGGGUUAAACUACCUCGUCUACCAGAAGCGGGCCAAGAAAUCCUCCAAGUACUGGGUGGCCCCCGAUGGCGUCGUAGCCCGCAGUAUCUCAGCUUCGGGCGAGGUCUCGGAGGAGGACGGCAGCUCGCGCCUCCCGGCCCUGUGCACGCAGACCGCGCCCGUCUCGAACACGACGGCCCAGGACGCGAGCGAGCAGUGGCAGGUCUCGGUCCAGGCUAACAACGAAAAUCUCAUCGGCUUCCGCGACAGGCAUGCUUUCCGCUUCCUAGGCGUUCGUUAUGCUCAAGAACCCAAACGAUUCGACUAUGCGGAAGCGCACAAGGGCGACGGCGGAUUGCCUGUUCCUCAAUAUCUGGACACCGUACCUCCCCGGACCAAGUGCACGCAGAAGAAGAACCUCAAGCCCGUCAUGUUUUGGAUCCACGGCGGCGCGUUCACCGGAGGGUCUGCCAACGACCACACGUUCGACGGGUCCAACAUCGUCUCCCGCGGCGAUGUCAUCUUGGUCGCCAUCAACUACCGUCUCGGAAAGCUCGGCUUCCUCGCCCUCGACGACGGUGAGACCAACGGAAACUAUGGUUUGGCCGACAUCACGCUUGCCCUUGACUGGGUCCGCGCCAAUAUUCAAAACUUUGGCGGUGACCCUGACCGGAUCACCGUCUUUGGGCAGAGCGCCGGAGCCGGAGCGACCCGUGCGCUGAUAGCUUCACCCGAGGCCAAGGGUAAAUUUGCCGGCGCCAUACCUCUGAGCAAUCUCGGCGGCUUGGGUUACGGCACGACGUACUCCAACCAACUGCACGGACGCGCCCUCUCCUGUCGACUGUCUCCGCGAGGUGCCCUCGACAAGAUUGGCAGCCUCGGUGGCGAGGUCCGGUUCCUCGUAGUAGACGGCAAGUACCUCACCUCGGAUGAGCUCCCGCUGAGCGGAGACGUACUCGACGUCAACUUGAUGAUGGGCAUCACGGCCGAGGACGGCGCGCCCAUGAUUAGCUUCCAGCGCGACAUCACCCUCGAAGAGCAAGAGGAGUGGAUCAUCUCGCAGGGGUACCCCUACCCGUCCGACCCCGAACUCUACCCGCUUCCCGAGCUAGACAACACCACCAUGGCAGUAGACUGGGCGGGUGCGCGCCUCGCGACCGAUGCCGUCUUCCGCUGCGUGGACCAGGCCACCGUGGCCGCCGCGCUCGCCAACUCGCUCCUAUCCCAAGUGUACUACUACGAGUUCGACCGCACCUACCAGACGCCCGGGUGGCCCAAGACGGAUCUGUGCGAGCCCGAGGGUCGCCCCGACGGUAACCCUUCCUCGCCGCCCGGAUACCUCCGCUGCCACAGCGGCGAGCUCCUCUACGCCGAGGACCUGGCCUUUGCCCAACUCACCCUCGAUUCCUUUGCCUCGUUUGCGCGGACCUUCGACCCCAACCCAGACCGGGCUUUCCUCGAAGCACGCGGGUUCGCGAGCACUCUCGCCGCCGUGGAGAGGGCGGGCAAGUGGGAGCCGGCCGUGGAUGGCGACCUCAAGCUCAAGGUGUUUGACUGGCCCGAGGAGGAGGGCAAUUUGAUGGAGGGAUUCAGGAGUAUCAAGCAGUGCGAGUGGCUGGGCCUGGGUUUGGAUUAUUACCUGUAA